Messenger RNA from Vigna radiata var. radiata (mung bean), 666 nucleotides. RefSeq names its product protein DMP7. Gene Ontology annotation, biological process: endomembrane system organization. The record is from RefSeq and is a predicted model, not a curated record. Bases 1 to 666 code for a protein of 221 amino acids. Lineage: Eukaryota; Viridiplantae; Streptophyta; Magnoliopsida; Fabales; Fabaceae. The transcript has a single exon.
AUGAGUAACUCAGAAAGCCAAGAUUUGAUCAUCCACUGUGAAGAUGAGCAGCAGCAGCAGAAUAGUGAAGAUGAUUUCUAUGAUGUUGAUGACUAUGACAUUGACGAAUCCUACUAUUUCUAUGUCAUCAAUGCAAUUCUAAGUGGCACUGCAAGGCUGAAUGUUCUGUUGCCUACAGUGACGAUCCUUGCCUUCAGCAUUUUUGCACCAAUUCUGACAGAUGAUGGUGAGUGCAACACAUUGAACAGAUGGUUGAUGGGAAGCUUUUUGGCCCUUUUGGCAGUGUCAUGUGUGUUCUUCACCUUAACUGACAGCUUCAGAAGUGGCAAUGGAAGGUUGUACUAUGGAGUGGCAACAUUGAGAGGGAUAUGGACCUUCAAUGGGGGCAAGAAGAAGCCUCGUUUGCCAUCAGAUUAUAGACUGAGAUGGAGUGAUGUUUUCUAUGCAUCAUUGUCUUUGGUCUCUUUUCUUGCUUUUGCAGGGUUGCAUCAAGAUGUGGUAAAGUGUUACUACCCAGCAUUGCCUAGAAAGCUCACCAACACUCUCCCUCUUGUGGUUGGUUUCUUUGUCAGUGUCUUGUUUGUUGCUUUUCCAUCCAAGAGAAGAGGAAUUGGAUACCCCUUCUUGCUGCAGAGAGAUCCAUUCUACUCUUCUACUAGACCUUGA